AUGGUUCCAACACAGCGGGAUUCUUGGCUUUGUCUCCUUCUGCUGCUGGGGAUCCUGGGAAUGGUGACCUCAUUCCAUGAUCCACCGGCUGGUUUAACCAGGGCUCAGUAGUUUGAAACUCAGCACAUAAAUAUGACCCACCAUCCCUGCGAUAAUGCAAUGCAGGUGGUUAACCGUUAUACGAAGAGGUGCAAAAAUAUAAACACUUUUCUCGACGCAACGUUUGCUUUUGUAGCUAACAUUUGUAACACCACAAAUGUAACCUGCACUACGACUGGCUACAUGAAUUGUCAUAAUAGCUCAGUUCAGGACGUAACAGACUGCAACCUCACCUCAGUACCACGGCCAUAUAGGAACUGCAGAUGUGGACAGACCAGGGCACGGAAGUACUUCAUUGUUGCCUGUAACAACAGUCAACCAGGGGACAAUGCCGCCUAUUCAGUGGUUCCAGUUCACUUGGAUUGGAUCUUCUAAGCUCUGGGUCAGCGCUUUACGCCAAGCUCAUCUGCCACGCUGCACAGUCACAGCUAUGGUCCCAUCCCACAAUCCACCCCAGAUAUCGGCAUCAGUCAUCAUCAUGCAAG
Equus caballus (horse) is the source of this 584-nucleotide messenger RNA. RefSeq names its product ribonuclease A family member 2 (gene RNASE2). NCBI's taxonomy places the organism in Eukaryota, Metazoa, Chordata, Mammalia, Perissodactyla, Equidae. The record is from RefSeq and is a predicted model, not a curated record. Gene Ontology annotation, molecular function: RNA nuclease activity; nucleic acid binding. Gene Ontology annotation, biological process: defense response to Gram-positive bacterium; chemotaxis; innate immune response in mucosa.